Molecule: messenger RNA, 2490 nt
Organism: Toxotes jaculatrix (banded archerfish)
Lineage: Eukaryota; Metazoa; Chordata; Actinopteri; Toxotidae
Gene: gria1a
Product: glutamate receptor, ionotropic, AMPA 1a
Exons: 14
Coding region: 16-2490 (824 amino acids)
Biological process (GO): modulation of chemical synaptic transmission; monoatomic ion transport; synaptic transmission, glutamatergic
Cellular component (GO): plasma membrane; postsynaptic membrane; AMPA glutamate receptor complex
Molecular function (GO): transmitter-gated monoatomic ion channel activity involved in regulation of postsynaptic membrane potential; AMPA glutamate receptor activity
Source: RefSeq, a predicted model, not a curated record
AGGAAGACAGUCAACAUGCUCAUGUCCUUCUGCGGAGCGCUGCACGUCUGCUUCGUCACGCCGUCCUUCCCCAUUGAGACAGCAAACCAGUUUGUCAUCCAGCUGAGGCCUGAGCUCCAGGACGCUCUGGUGGGAGUGAUCGACCACUACGGAUGGACCAAGUUUGUCUACAUGUACAGCUCUGACUCAGGCCUGUCAGUGCUGCAGAAGGUUCUGGACACAGCGGCAGAGAGGAACUGGCUGGUGACCUCGGUUAAUGUGGAGACCAUGACGGAGGCCUCUUUCUUGAAAGUGUUCCAGGAUUUGGACAAGAGGAAGGAGGGCCAGAUUAUCAUCGACUGUGAGACUGAGAGGCUUACUGGCAUCCUCAAGAAGAUUGUUGAACAAGGCAAGAAUGCAAAGAGCUAUCACUACAUCCUGGCUAACCUGGGUUUCCUGGACAUCGAUCUGACAGACCUGAGGAAAGGUGGGGCGAACAUCACUGGCUUCCAGCUCGUCAACAACUCUGAGCCCAGCGUCAGCCGCGUCGUCCAGCAGUGGAUGGAGUUUGACAAUAAAGACUCCAAAGUGCCCAAGAGUGGACUCAAAUACACAGGUGCGCUGACAUACGACGGGGUGAAAGUCAUGUCCACGGCCUUCCAGAAUUUAAGGAGACAAAGGAUAGACAUUUCUCGCAGGGGCAACGCUGGAGAGUGUCUCGCCAACCCACCGGCUCCCUGGGGACAGGGCAUAGACAUCCAGAGAGCCUUGCAGCAGGUCCGUAUAGAUGGAUUGACUGGUCACAUUCAGUUCAACGAGAAAGGCCGCAGAACCAACUACACCGUUAGCGUCAUGGAACUGGCCCCGUCUGGACCCAAGAAGGUCGGCUACUGGAACGAAGAUGAGAAGUAUGUGACCACCGCCAGCUUCAUGAGAGGCAGCAACGAGACUUACGGCCUGCAGAACAGAACUUACAUAGUCACCACUAUCUUGGAGUCUCCCUAUGUGAUGCUGAAGAAGAACCACGAGCAGCUUGUGGGAAAUGAUAAGUACGAGGGCUACAUCGUCGAGCUGGCUGCUGAGAUUGCCAAACACGUGGGCUACCAGUACAAACUGAAGAUUGUUUCAGAUGGCAAGUACGGAGCCAGAGAUCCUGAUACCAAGAUGUGGAACGGCAUGGUGGGCGAACUGGUGUAUGGGAAAGCAGACGUGGCUGUGGCUCCUCUCACCAUCACCCUGGUCCGUGAAGAAGUCAUUGACUUUUCUAAGCCCUUCAUGUCUCUUGGUAUCUCCAUCAUGAUUAAGAAACCCACCAAAUCCAAACCUGGUGUGUUUUCGUUCCUGGACCCGCUGGCUUAUGAGAUCUGGAUGUGCAUAGUGUUUGCCUACAUUGGCGUCAGCGUCGUCCUCUUCCUUGUCAGUCGGUUCAGCCCAUACGAGUGGCAUGCUGAGGACUACGAGGAGACAGGUGAGCCCCAGACUCCGACCCAAGCUUCAGCCACUAAUGGGGUGCAGCAGGGACAGACACCAACACAGCAGAACACCAACCAACAGAGUCCUGAGCAGACCAAUGAGUUCGGCAUCUUCAACUCCCUUUGGUUUUCACUCGGCGCCUUCAUGCAGCAAGGAUGCGAUAUCUCACCACGCUCUCUGUCAGGCCGCAUUGUUGGAGGCGUGUGGUGGUUCUUCACCCUUAUCAUCAUCUCAUCCUAUACUGCCAACUUGGCUGCCUUCCUGACAGUGGAGAGGAUGGUGUCUCCUAUAGAGAGCGCUGAGGAUUUGGCCAAACAGACAGAAAUCGCCUAUGGAACGCUGGAUGCCGGCUCCACCAAAGAAUUCUUCAGGAGGUCUAAGAUUGCUGUGUUUGAGAAGAUGUGGUCCUACAUGAAGGCGGCUGACCCGUCCGUGUUUGUCAAGACCACAGACGAAGGUGUAAUGAGAGUCAGGAAGUCCAAGGGCAAGUAUGCCUACCUGCUGGAGUCCACUAUGAACGAGUACAUAGAGCAGAGGAAACCCUGCGACACUAUGAAGGUGGGAGGGAACCUGGACUCUAAAGGUUAUGGCAUCGCCACCCCCAAGGGCUCCCCUCUCAGAAACCCAGUAAACCUGGCAGUGUUAAAACUGAACGAGCAGGGCCUCUUGGACAAAUUGAAAAACAAGUGGUGGUACGACAAGGGAGAGUGCGGCAGCGGGGGCGGGGACUCCAAGGACAAGACGAGCGCUCUGAGCCUCAGCAAUGUGGCGGGAGUCUUCUACAUCCUGAUCGGCGGCCUGGGCCUGGCCAUGCUGGUGGCACUGGUGGAGUUCUGCUACAAGUCCAGGACCGAGUCGCGCCGAAUGAAGCAGUCCAUCAACGACGCCAUGCGCUGCUCCACCCUGACCAGGAUGAGUGGCAACGGGAGCGGCGGAGAGAACGGACGAAUCCUCACCCACGACUUCCCCAAGACCGUUCAAACGCUGCCCUGUAUGAGCCACACCGCCAGCAUGGGACUGGGUGCCUCAGGCAUGUGA